AUUGGAGGCGGGGCUGAUUUGAAAAGGACAAGACAACGAAUCCAAGGGCAGAGACUGCGCAGGAGAGAAACACAGAAAAGCUGAAGGAAAUGUCAAAAGUUACAAGAGAAGUUAGAAAAGCACAAAAGACUAUAUCACAAAUAUAAGAAACGUUGUCACCGUUUGCAGGGUAAAAAUCAAGACCUUGAAAGUCCAAGAACAAAGACAAAAAGUGCUCUACAAGACUGUCCUGCCACUUCAUCCAUUAAAAGAACUCUUAACUUCCACUAUGCUCUCUUGGGGGAUCUAAGAGCAAAAUACAAAGCAGACAAAGCCAAACAGGGGUUUGUAAAUAUACUGACAGGAAAGCUGAUCAAGAAAUACAGAUUCUAAAGGUGGUGCGAGCAGUCCAUUGGUUUUUCAUACAAAGCCUGGAAGCCACAAAACAGAGCUCGACAAACAAGCUUGGCCGAAAUAAAAAAGAGAGCUGUAAGACAGUUCUACUUAAGAGACGAUGUCAGCCGGCAAACCCCUGGCAAGAAAAACACUAUCACCCUCAGAAAAAUAAAGAAACAGAGGAGGCUCCUUUGUGAUUCCCGGAAAAACCUCCACAGGAAAUUUGUUGCUGAGCAUGGGCAAAACAUUUCAUAUGCCUUCUUCUGCAGGGAGAGACCCUUUUGGGUGGUGACCCCACAGGAGAGAGACCGAGAAACUUGCCAGUGCAAGACCCAUGAGAACUUACCGUUUAUGGUGGAUAAAAUGCACAAACUUGGUCUUUCACAGUCCAGCAAUCUGGAGGAGAUGGCAGAUAACACAGUUAUCGAGGCCAGUCACGGAAAGGGUGCUCCGGAUGGAGUGGGGGGUUCCUUGAAGAGGUCAGCCGACCUCUUGGUCCGUCACGGGAGAGACAUAACUGAUGCAAUGUCUUUCUAUCAGGAGUUGAGGAAUUCUGGCAGUCAAAUACAGUUAUAUUAUGUCAGCGAGGAAGAGGUGGAAAGAAAGGCACAGAUGAUGUCUGGGGUACCUUUGGUAACCAUAAAAGGAACCAUGCAAAUGCACCAGGUUAUAAAUAUCACACCUGGCAUCCUGAAAUAUAGAGACAUAAGUUGUGUCUGCCAAGCGGCGAAAGGCAUGUGGGAUUGUCCAUGUUAUGGACUCCAAGAAGUCACCCUCCCGACAGUGUUGGCUAAUGGCCGUGAUCUUUCACCUCCACAUCAACCAGGUGUCAUCGACCCGGAUACCUCAGCUCCACUUCGUCCAGAUGCCAUUGAGUCUCACCACAGUGGACAGUGGUGCAUCGUGAACUAUGACAAACAACCAUACCCUGGCGUUAUACUGGAGGUCGAAGAAUAUAAUGUGCAAGUAAAGUGCAUGCACAGGAAUGGAGUCAACAAGUUCUACUGGCCAAGCCCAAGAAAUGAUAUCAACUGGUAUGGAGAUGACCAAAUUGUUUGUCUGAUGCCAGAGCCGCUGCCAGUGAACAAAAGAUCAGUUCAGAUUGACCACAGUAUCUGGAAGUACUUAGAGGAGCACCUGGAUGUGUGAAAAUGGAAGAUGUGAACUGGCCACUAGUGAAGAAGCCAUCUAUGGUUAGAAAGCAAUGGCUCGAUAAUUAUAACAGUGGCACGCGACACAAUAACAUGGCAAAGACAAACAUAUCUCACGUACGAGUGAAGAACAGAUAGUACAGGAAAUAUUCCAUGAACAUGUUUAGCUGCAUACAAAAUGUUCGUAUCAGUGCUUUUGGGAAAUCAGUUUUAGUUUACAUUCAA
Hypomesus transpacificus is the source of this 1751-nucleotide messenger RNA. RefSeq lists its product as uncharacterized. NCBI's taxonomy places the organism in Eukaryota, Metazoa, Chordata, Actinopteri, Osmeriformes, Osmeridae. The transcript is spliced from 2 exons. The coding region runs from base 727 to 1524 and encodes 265 amino acids. The record is from RefSeq and is a predicted model, not a curated record.